GUAAAGGGUGCCAAAAAUAUCCGAGCUGGAGAGCCCAUGCAGCGCGCUCCCGAUGACUCUGAGGCAUGUGACUGCGCGUUCCCGUCCGCAGGCAGAUGCGGCGAAAGCAAGCGCGAGAUGAAACGGCGUAGCAUCCGUGCAACUUAAUUCAACUUCAGCACUUGGACGCUAUAACUUUGCUGGACGGACUCUUUUGCACAUUUACAGGUUUUUGACGCGAUUAGAGUGAACGUGGGGUUUUCAACAUGGAUACAGUCGCACCUGGGAAAAAAAGGAAGCAGUUGGUACUGGUCAGUGAGAGGGAGAAAGAGAACAGGUGACUGACAGAAAGCUUAUUGGUUUAUUAUUGCAUGCUGAGGGUACAGCAAGAACCGCGGAGGGGUCUGUGAUCACGCUAAAGACUCCAUCUGUCCGCACUACACUGGCUCAGCACAUCUGAGAUGUGUGAAGGUCUACAUCAUUACUUCAACAUCCAGAGCAGAAGGGCAUGCUGAUGAUUUGUUGUACGGGUGAGUUCAGAGCGAAGAAAGGAGAAAUCUCGGGAUGCUGCACGUUGUCGGAGAGGAAAAGAGUCUGAGGUGUUUUAUGAGCUGGCCAAAGAACUGCCCCUGCCCCACAGCAUCACCUCCAACCUGGACAAAGCAUCAGUCAUAAGGCUCGCGCUCAGCUACUUUCGCUUGCGUAAACUGGUGGACACAGGUGGGCAAAUCUACGUCAAAUUCCUGUGUACUGGGUGUGGAGACUGAAUUGGACUGUCAGUGGAACAGUACAUUUCUUAAAGCUUUGGAUGGGUUUCUCAUGGUUCUGUCUGUUGAUGGUGACAUGGUGUAUCUGUCAGAGACUGUGAGCAAGUGCCUGGGUCUUCCUCAGAUUGACCUUAUUGGACACAGUGUGUUUGAAUUUAGUCAUCCAUGUGAUCAUGAAGAACUCAGAGAAAUGCUAGCACACAGAAUAGGCAUAUUGAAGAAAGGGAAGGAGCAGCACACAGACAGAAAUUUUCUCUUGAGGAUGAAAUGUACACUAACCAGCAGAGGGCGCACUGUCAACAUCAAAUCUGCCUCCUGGAAGGUUCUGCGUUGUUCGGGCCAUAUCCACACAGUUGACGCCAUCGAGAAUGAUGAGUGUGAGGAAGAAAGGGUGUGUUCGACAUACCUGGUGGUAAUCUGUGAGUCUAUUCCCCAUCCGGGCAACAUUGAAGCACCACUGGAUUCUAGAACGUUCCUCAGCCGGCACACUUUAGAUAUGCGCUUCACCUACUGUGAUGAAAGGAUCAGAGAGUUGUUGGGUUUUGAUCCAAGGGAUUUGCUGCAGCAUUCUGUAUACGAGUACUAUCACGCCCUGGAUUCUGACCAUAUGACCAAAACGCAUCACAAUCUGUUUGUGAAGGGACAGGUAUGUACCGGGCAAUACCGUAUGCUGGCUAAAGCAGGAGGCUUUGUCUGGGCUGAAACUCAGGCCACUGUUAUUUACAACAGUAAAAACUCCCAGCCACAGUGCGUGGUCUGUGUCAACUACAUCCUCAGUGGCAUUGAACAGCCUAAAGAAAUCCUUUCACUCCAACAAAUCAACAGCACAAAAGUAAAACAGGAAAAGGAGGACGACAACGAGGAAGCCCUCAGGGCUGAAGUGACCAUGAUGGCAUUUAAAAAGGAAAGUAAGGAGGGUGAUGAGAAGAAAAAAUGUUUGCUAGAUGAGGAUCUGCAACCUGCAGUGCUACAUGAUAACCUGAAGGGGGUGCCAGAUGAGCUUACAGUCGUAGACCCCCCAACAGCAAACGCUGUGCUCACUCUGGAUAUCAACACCCAAGACUCUGCCAUCAGUGUGCUGAAAGACAUUCCUCUCUACAAUGAUGUCAUGUUACCCUCAUCCAGUGUCUUGUUGCCCCUCUCACCGCUCUCUCUACAUACUGAUGCACUGUGUUCAACCUUAAAUGAUUCUGACACCUCCACCUCCCAACUAGAGCCUGAUGGCUUCCCUGUCUCACAAUCAUCUGAUCUGUCUUUGGAUUCAGAAUAUAGUGACCAGCAAAAAUCAGAUCAGGUGAAUAGACUGUUUUCCAUGGAUUUGGAGCCUAAGACAUCAUUCAAUGUACAGCCAGUGGGUUUGGAUCUGGAGAUGUUGGCACCAUACAUUCCAAUGGAUGAUGACUUCCAGCUGCGGACUCCAUCCGAGUCGAUCUGUUCCAGCCCGUGUUCAGGUCUCGAAAUGCCUCCCUCCAAUAGCACACAAACUGCCCCAUCGGUCCAAGUGACCCCUUUAGAGUCAGCGUGCUGUGACACAGCUCAGCAGAACACCAAGCUGAUCGACGACAGAGUAAUUAUUCAAGACAAUGGUAUUUCGUCUAAAUGUCAGACCGGCCCAAAGCUUCUCAAGAGGAAAUUUGAGGCCAUUACUCUUUCUGAAGCAAUAAGGCUGGGGUCUGUGGUGCAGGUUGUGGCUGAAAUACCUGAGAAAAGGAUCAAAACAUCAGACGCUUCAUCAUCAGAAGGGCUCCGUCACACUACAAUACUGUUGCUGCCAUCUGAUGUUGCUAGUAGGUUAUUGAGCAGAUCAUCAGAUGGUGGGGCAUUAUCCCUCCCCCAGCUUACCCGUUACGACUGCGACGUUAACGUACCCGUAACUGGACGGCAACACCUGCUACAGGGGGAGGAGCUACUGUGUGCCUUGGACCUAGUUAUCUGAAUAGCCAUAUUUCUGUGUAUGCGAUACACUAUAACAUUAAUCACAAGUUUAUGUUUCUCAUAGACCAAAUUUAACUUUCUCCCAUGAUGCAGGAGAUAUCAGUGGCAUUAUGGAUUGUUGUCCGUUAUCAAGACAGUGAUGAGCAAUCAGACCGCUGGGAUGAUUUUUGCUUAGAUAGAAAAACGUGCUGGACAUCAAUAAGCAAAAGACUUCUAGCAUAUUAAUUAUUAAGGAAGCAGGGAAGACUUCUAAAGCAAAUAUGAGCUGCGCUCUUAUAGGUUAGAGCAAAACGCACAGAAAAGAGAAUAUAUAUUGUAUUCUAUAUAUAUAAGAUAUAUUGUAUCGUCACACGUCUUUGCGCACAAAUGACAUGAAUUACCAGCAGCUUCUUGAGAAAAUGUUAUUUUAUUAGCACUGCUGUUUUUGUAAUUGAUUUCAGGAAUGUCUAAAUGUUUCUUGUUUGUUUGUUCAGGGUUUUGUGUGUCUUAUAUAAAAACGUACAUAUAUUUGUGUGUGUGUGUGUGUGUGUGUGUGUAUAUAUGUUGUGAAUUGUCUAAAGUGACUUUUAUUUUAAUCUGUUCGAAAUAUAGAGACAGAAGUAGCUUUUGAGGGAGUGACUCAAAGAGAAAUGAACUUGAUGUUGACUAUUACAGAUUAUUAUUAUUAUUAUUACUAGAGGUUUCUAUGGAGAUAAAUAUAUUUAGGGCAUUACAAGCAAAAUGUUAUAUACUAUCUGUUUGUAGUGGCAUAUGGGAAACAUAAGAUAUAGUGCACCCUCUGGUGUUUGAGCUUAGCCACGGAUCUCUGUUCUCAUGUUUGUUUUGUGUAGCGUCACUUUGUCUUCAGGAAUUUGUAAUGUCUGUGACAAAUAAAACGUUUUUUGAACCUCA
Messenger RNA from Misgurnus anguillicaudatus (oriental weatherfish), 3572 nucleotides. Lineage: Eukaryota; Metazoa; Chordata; Actinopteri; Cypriniformes; Cobitidae. The record is from RefSeq and is a predicted model, not a curated record.